This is a messenger RNA of Zophobas morio, 692 nucleotides long. RefSeq lists its product as uncharacterized. NCBI's taxonomy places the organism in Eukaryota, Metazoa, Arthropoda, Insecta, Coleoptera, Tenebrionidae. The record is from RefSeq and is a predicted model, not a curated record. The transcript has 4 exons. The coding region runs from base 74 to 544 and encodes 156 amino acids.
AAUCCUUAAAAGCAACUUAUUCCAACUCUAACCAUUAGUUGUCUCUUGUCGUCACUGUUGUCACUUCUUUAAAAUGGCCCAGAACAAAAUUGCAGAUCUCUAUCGUUGGGUGGAUGCCUCCAUCACCGACGAAAAAUUUCCUGUCACGGCCUUUGCAAUCGGUACCGACAGCCAAGGCCAUGUUGUUUACAUGGGAAGAGCAUACUUUAAUGACAUUUUGGGUCCUGUCCACGUUGUCCCACAGCGCAAAAUAGCUUACUUACCUAAUAAAGGCAAAGAGCAUCGUGUUGAAAAAUUUCAACUUUUGUGUUUGAACCAUUUCAAAUGGGUGCCAAGUACGGGCGGAAAAGUACUUCCAGGGGCGGUACAAGGUGGUCGUAAUCCCUACGGUUUACCUCUGUAUGUUGCCAGAGUGUCCCAUCAAGGAGGUUCAUUUGUUGGAGUGGUACAUCCAAGGGGAGAAACUGGCUCUUUUCCUUACCAAGGAAAGCAAAUUAAAACGCAGGAUUACCAGGCCUUGAUCACACACUUUUAUGACGAAUAAAUGUGGAUUUUAUAUCACAAAAGAAGUUUCAUCUAUCAAAAAUGAACGGGUGCUCAUUUUUCGUAGAUGAAACUUCUUUCUUCUUGCAUUAUUCAAUUUAUAUUGUAAGACAGUUGUAAAUUGAUAAUAUACUUAUUUUAACACGAAA